Messenger RNA from Symbiodinium sp. CCMP2456, 602 nucleotides. The record is from the annotation of a GenBank genome assembly. Lineage: Eukaryota; Dinophyceae; Suessiales; Symbiodiniaceae.
AUGGUGACGAUGAACAUGCCGGUGACGGCACAUGAUGACAAUGAUGAAGGACUGCUUGUGAUAACUGUGAAGAGGAUGAUGUGGAUUCCGCCUCAUCCUGGCGGCAAGGCUUAUCCAGAGGAGCCAGUUUCGGGCUUCGGUGAGGAGUGCGAGCGUGCGACGGUCGGGCCGACCGACGACAAUGCAGGUGCUCAGUUCCACAAAAUGUUCGGCCGCGUGCUGUGCAGCCCGUCGAUUUAUUCGAAUCCCGAGGACUUCAGAGGCGAUGCCCAGGGCCUGAAGAUCUUUGUUCAUUCGAUGCCAGCUGGCCUGACCUCAGACCGACUGGUCAUCGCGAACUUGGUCCGCUUGGCGCACAACUACUCGUGUGACCCAGGGCUUUUCCUCUGCAAAGAGCCUCAGUGGUCCGGUGCAUGGUCGGCCUGGCGCCAGCAUAUGGGAGAAGUGGUCCUCUUGCAGAAGUUCUUGACCGCCCCACCAGAGGUGUUCGUCGAGACUGCCGAUGAAGCAGAUAUCAUCUUGAUCCCAACUUUGUCGCAGCUCCUCUCAACUUGGUACAUCUUCCGCCAGGUGCCACAGACCUGUGCUCGCUUCACACUUCA